Molecule: messenger RNA, 474 nt
Organism: Cucumis melo (muskmelon)
Lineage: Eukaryota; Viridiplantae; Streptophyta; Magnoliopsida; Cucurbitales; Cucurbitaceae
Product: putative invertase inhibitor
Exons: 2
Coding region: 1-474 (157 amino acids)
Biological process (GO): negative regulation of catalytic activity
Molecular function (GO): pectinesterase inhibitor activity
Source: RefSeq, a predicted model, not a curated record
AUGGCAGCUGAUAGUGUAACUGAAGCUAGAAUCGACACAUUAUGCCAUCAAAUAGAAGAAUUUGGGUUUUGCAGUCAAACCUUCCAUCAGAAUUUGAAAGGUGGUUCUGCAGACUAUGUAGGGCUAAUUCAAAUAGCAACCAAUCAAGCCUAUAGCAAUGUAACCAAUACACUUGGAUACAUUGAACAACUUUUGAGAAGCACAACCGAUCCAGCACUGAAGAACGAUUUGAUAGUAUGUGAAAAUGCAUUUAAGAUAGUAAAGCAAGCAUUUGGUGAAGCACUUAAGUUGUUUUCACAAAGAGAUUAUAGAGGAAUGUUGAGUGCUGAAAGACCUACACCAAGAGCACAAGCAAGCUGUGAUGUAAUUUUUAGUACACCACCAGCAAGACAUAGCCCAACAAUGGAUGAAAGGAAUAGGGAGAUGAGAAUUUUGAUUGCCAUGGCUAUAACAUCUGGCUCUAACAUUCACUGA